AUGGACUGGCUCCUCGAUGGGUCAUUGCUGAGUAAUAGUGAGACCGAUCUCGCCAACGUUUUUGAAUAUGAGCCGAGAUCUGUCAAAGUUGUCCAAUUAGACGACGAAGAUGGGGAGCCCGAACAGUGGAAGGUGAAUGAUGAAGGUUGGAAGGAAUGGUUUCAUGAGAACCACAGAGACCUUGGCCAGAGUUAUAAGCCCAAGAUCACUGUCGUUGGCAUCUCUCGGACCAUCAGCCGUGGAGAUGUGGCAAGCUUUUGUUCGGGAGAUGUGGCUAUGGGUGAGCUUGAAGAGCCAGCUAUCGGUUCGACGAACGCUAUCGUCUUCGGCACCACUGCUGAAAUAGAGGAUGAGAUUAUUGACAGACUCUACUGCUCAUCCAGCGCCUUGUCACACCCAUUCCUACUUCCGGGAAUCUUCACUGAGCUAGAGAGAGAGAGACAGCUAAAGCGGCUCGUUGAGGAUACUCAAGGCGAGCUGGAAAAGGCUACAUACUACUUGGGUUCCGAUGAGGGAAGCGAAAGUGACCAGGCUGCUACCCAGCCAAUCAUUGACCUUUGGCUUAACACCACGGAGCUCCGAAAUGGCCUGUUCAACUGGAAGACACAGGUGGAAGAGAUGCUACUUCAUAUCGAAGGAAUGGCCGAGAGUUACUCAACAUCAAACGUCAUGGAUGGACGUUCGGCAUUUGCUUGUGCCGAUACCAAAGCAGAUCUAAAGCGGAAGCAAGCAAAAGUGAAUUCUAUGAUCAGAAACCGACUGAGGUCGAUAAUAAACGAGUAUGAGGACACUAUAAGAGACUGUACUAUGAGAUUAGACGGAAUGUCGAUGGCGACUCAGCUCUCUCAUGCAAGGACCAACAUGCAAAUUGCCCUGGAAUCCAAACGAGAUGGGAAGCGAAUGCAGAAUAUUUCCAUUUUCUCCAUGGUAUUUCUACCUAGCAUGUUUGUUGCAGUAAGUCAGAUCCUUGCCACUGCUUGUCUGGUAUCUUUCUUGAUACGUCUUAAGUACGGAAAUUGGAAAUCUGAUCAUCGCGGCAAAGUAUUCUAA
This is a messenger RNA of Colletotrichum paranaense, 1050 nucleotides long. RefSeq lists its product as uncharacterized. NCBI's taxonomy places the organism in Eukaryota, Fungi, Ascomycota, Sordariomycetes, Glomerellales, Glomerellaceae. The transcript has 6 exons. The record is from RefSeq and is a predicted model, not a curated record. The coding region runs from base 1 to 1050 and encodes 349 amino acids.